Penicillium bovifimosum is the source of this 3354-nucleotide messenger RNA. RefSeq lists its product as uncharacterized. Bases 1 to 3354 code for a protein of 1117 amino acids. The record is from RefSeq and is a predicted model, not a curated record. NCBI's taxonomy places the organism in Eukaryota, Fungi, Ascomycota, Eurotiomycetes, Eurotiales, Aspergillaceae. The transcript is spliced from 2 exons.
AUGUAUGGACAGUCAAAUCCUCCUUCAUCACAGCCCGAAUGGCGACUUCCUACGCGUCCUUCGCAGCCGUUGCAGUCGGGACCCCCACCACCUCCUCCACCGCGUCCCCCGCCUGCUCCAUAUUCGCCCGCUGGAUCUUAUUCACCAGCUACAUAUGGUCCGAUCUCUCAUCACCAAGUUCCAAGGCUAUCGUCUCCAGCGGGUGCGGACAAAACCACCUGGGGAGUGCGCUACAAUAGUCAGAGCCCCGGUCCUCCAUUGCCGCCUCGACCUUCAAGUACCGAGCAGUCAUACACAUAUGGGCAGUCUUCAAACCCAUCUAUCGCACCGCCUGUCCAAUAUCAGGCGUCCCUAAACACUCAGCCGCCCCCGCCUCCACCUCCACCUGCAUAUACUCCGACACCACCAGUCGGUGUUCCACAACCGCCCCCAAAAAUCCCCCAAGGAUUUCAAAAUGCACCAACGCCUCAAACGGAUCAAAAAGGGCGAGCGCCUCUGCUCGCUCAGGGUGUAGGGCCAGCUGCCAUGACGGGAUCUUAUGAAACUCGCCCGGCGCCUGUCAUUAAUACCAACGCAGCUUCUACUGGCGCGUCCGCUCUAGGCCCUGGAUCACCGUCGGAUUGGGAACAUCUAGUUCCUACGCCCGGAGAAUUCGAUGAUGCGGCUUGGUUCCCACCCCGCAAGUCGCCCCCUCUACAUCAACAGGGGUUCCAACACCCUCCAGGGCCCCCAAGCGGUCCUCCUAAUGUGCCGGCAGGACACAUAUAUAAUAUGAUCCUGCCACAAAGAACGGAUACAAAUGAAUCGUAUGCAAGUGCUAUGUCUCGGCCGACACAGUCGGGACGAGAUAACGCAGGCUCGCCCGUCAGUCCAUGCACAACACCGCCUCCAUUGGUUCGCUUGGACACCAGCAGCACCACCACGUCCAUGGGAAGACAUUCCGAAAGCAUCGAUAAUGUAAUAGAGGCGUGGGUUCGCCCAUUAUCCCCUGCCGGUAGACCAGUUCAACCCGAGCACGAGCGCCGCUCUAGUUCAUUUCAUCAAACUAGUCCAGUCGAGCGCUCACAGUCGGCGCAAGCCGGACCCUCGCUUGAUGAGCAGUUGCAUUCGAGCUCGACUAGCUCUGCACAAAUGGUUGAAAGGUCCACAAGUGCGGCACCGACGAAGGACCUAGAUCCCUUUGAGGACCUCGAUCCUUGGUCUAAAUCGUCAUUACAGCGAUAUGUCGCUAUGCUGCGUAAGGAAGCAGUGGCUGAUUCGGAUGAAGAGCGGUACAAAAUCUUUACAGCAUUCAUGUCCAAAGAGACCAAACUUCGAGAGAUUCUCUACAAUAUUGAGCAUGAACCUCAGAGUACCUCGGUGACUACACGGACACCUGACUCCGCUCCUCAACCAGCACCGUCAGUCCCCAGCAAACCCGAACCACCUAUUGAGUCCGGGCUGAUACCCGUUGAAACGGAAUAUACGCCGUCGCUCUCCGGAGCAACAGGUGAUGAUGAUGACGUUCGCAGCGAGUACAGCGCGGGCGGUCGGCCUCUUCUUGGUAAACAGGCGCGACAGGGGUCUCUGUUCUUGCCCAGCUCAUCCACCCCAGUCUCGAGUCGUUUCUCAAGACCGUUGUCGAUGGCCACGUCUACAGAUUCGCAAAAGCAAGGCUUGGAACCUCUGGCUACGAACCCCCCGCGGCCCAUAUACACACCAUUCCAGUACACAGAGGGUCCACAACGAGGCUCGGAUAACCUCGUCUUUGCUCGCCCGGCUUAUCAAGCAUAUUCUGACCUGCGACAGGCAGCUGUCAGUGGGCGAGUCACGUCGAAUGCACCGCCCACAUCUCGAUUGCGGUCUAACACUGCACUUAUUUCGCCGACCGAACAAGACGAAACUUUUCUUGGUCUAAUUCGUCAUAAAAGCGUCGCUUAUACUAAACCAGCUGAGCGACAGUCUCCGCCACUUCCCCUGCUGCCUGAAUCUCUUCGUCAAGGCCCACCUGUUGGCCUUGUCGAAGAGCUACGCACCAUUGUUUGGACACCUUUGGAUAAACAAUCCGAAAGCUCCUGGCAUAUCACGACAAGGGAAGAGCUUGACAAAUUCUCUGAUGACUUCUCGUACAUCCAACAGACUGUUGAUCAGUGGGAAGAGACGGCGCAAGCCAGGCGACAAAAGUUGGAACAGGAGCGCCAGGCUCGUCAGGAAGAAUCGGAGGCACACAUUGACGAUCUCUUCAAUGAGAAGGUGAUCGGGUAUGCGGACAUCAAUACCUUAGAAGAAGAAUUUCGGCAAACCGAGGCGCGAGUCCAACUGGAAGAAGAAAGGCAUGAACUAGACGAUUUCAUCAAACAUGUCGUCGGCCCCUUGGAUGAACGUCUGAAAGAUGAAAUCUCAGCGCUUCGCCAAUUACAUGACUCUGCCCUUAAUAAACUCGAUCGCGACCAACAGGGCGAAGGUUCACCAAAGGAGCAAUGCAGCCCUUCAGUGACCAUGAGGAUGGUCAAUGGGAUUCAUCAAAAGCUUGAGACCCGGUUCCGGAAACGACUUGAGAUAGCGCUUGACUGUGAGCGACGACGGAAGAAGGCCGAGCGUCGACCACUUGUGUUUAUGGGGGACAUGGCCGGUCUGCGGAAAUUAGACGGAGAAUUUGACCAAAUGGAACGACGCAACAUCCUAGAAGCAUGCAAGGAUCGUGAUGAUCGUGCCAACCGACUCAUGGACUUCUUCGAUGAUGCGAUCCUGCAUGGGCUUGGUAUAAACCAGACUCUUUUAGAUGAGGUUGCGGCCAAGGUAGCGAGACUCGAUGCAUCUACUCUUCGUGCCCCCGGUUUACCGGAUUCUGAGAUAGAGCAGAUUCUCAAGUCUGCGGCGACAUUUGCGGCGUCGCUCAAAGCAGAUUCAGAGGCCAUUAUCCGCAGCUCUGAGGAUGCGGAAGUGGCCCUCAACGACGCCGACUACGAGGUCUCUGUCGCCGAAGCGCGAUAUGCCAAUGCAGACCCAGAUGUCCUCCAUCGGUUGGCGGAUGAGAAGAAAAAGGAAGAUGACAAGAUCCGCGCCGAUAUGGACUUAAAGUUGCAGAGCAUUCAGAAGGGGCCGGUGCAUAUUGAGACCACAAUCGAGCGCCUGCUCCUUGCCUUGCGCAACGAGCCCCGAGGCGCAACCCCGGUCUUUCCUGCUCAGGCGCCCCUCCCGAAGAGUCCCCUCAACGAGGUGCCUCUUCCUCCGAGUCUCCGCCCUGCAACAGUCGCUCCUGUCUCGUCUCCUAGUCCAGAACCCGUGAGCCAAAGCACGGACGAAGAUCUGGAACACAAACAGAGGCUUCGGAGAGCUUUAGAUGAAGCCAAGAAGCGGAACGCCUCCAGAUAA